Messenger RNA from Cydia pomonella (codling moth), 1480 nucleotides. Its product is annotated as bombyxin A-3 homolog. Gene Ontology annotation, molecular function: hormone activity. Bases 412 to 765 code for a protein of 117 amino acids. The record is from RefSeq and is a predicted model, not a curated record. Gene Ontology annotation, cellular component: extracellular region. Lineage: Eukaryota; Metazoa; Arthropoda; Insecta; Lepidoptera; Tortricidae. The transcript is spliced from 3 exons.
CAAUUCUGGAAUUCUAGUAUUGAGGGUCGAUAUCGGAUACUAUGUCAAAGUUAUUCUUUGUUAUAUUUCAGCGUUAGGUAUUCAUAAUUAUACCUGCGUAAACCUAUGUUAAACAAAAUUAUUUCCAAAAUCAAUCUGACUUCCCAGAACGCAAUACAAAUCCAAAAACGUGCUAACUCCAAAAUCCAUAGCAAAUCAAACGCAAUUCUGAAACAAACCCCUUUCAAUUGAAAAUUCUCUCUCGUUUAGCUUCAAAUGUUUACGCGUGGGCCUUUCAUAAAGCAUUAGGGAAACUUAACAUACACCGUCCUGACAUUUCUUGAAUAUUAACAACGGACAGGUGGUAUAUAAGGGUCCCGAGGUUCCCUGAACCGCAUUCCUUCAGCGUGUGUGGUCUGUUUAAGUACAAAGAUGAAAGUCCUGAUACUGAUGGUAUUCCUGUUCACUUUGGCGCUUUGCGCCGGACAUAUCGGCGGCGGCCUGAUGAUGCAAGACCUCAGUCCUCAGGUCUACUGCGGCAGAAACCUCGCCAUAGCGAUAUCGGAACUCUGUCUCAUGCAGAAACACCAAAAGAGAUCCGAAGGGAACUUGUUCGGUACUGGCAUUUCCCCCUACUACAAAGAGGAUUCUGGUUGGCCAUGGCUUCCCCCCCACCAGGCAAAGGGCCUGGCGCUUCCCUCGCGCGGCAAGAGGCUUGUAAACGGGAUCGUUGACGAAUGCUGCAAUAAACCAUGCAGCAUGGAAGAAAUGCUUGGUUACUGUUAGGUUAGGUAACGUCAUAUAGCUCAUUUUAAAGAUUUUGUAAAUUAAUUGUUAUAAAAUUAUGAAUAGGGCAGUUGAAUAUAAUAAAGAUUUAGAAGAUUGGAACGAGAACGAACCUAGCCGCAUAACCACGGCAUUUUCGUGCCUACACGGCGGGCGCUCUGCCGUCGAUACACGCUGCCGAAAGGCCUGCCACGAACAUCGAUAAUCUGUAUUUCGGUGUCUGCUUUUCUAUCGCGAUAGCAUAUUCGAGCGAUAAAGAGUUAGCUAAUGCACGGUGUUCUGCGAUUCCGCGCCGAACCAAGGCACCGACUUGUCCUUUAGUGCUCUGUGAAUGAUUCCACGGUCAGUCUUUCUUCUCCUAUUAUUGUUAAGAAGUGAAGAAUAAUCAAUUAAAAAAACCCGAGUUAAAUCAAAAUGUUUCUAACUAGGAAUGAAAACAUUAGCGCUCACCAAUUAAAUACACCUACCUAUAAUGCUCUUUGAAUGAUGAUAACGUGGACGUAAAAAUUUUAAAAUAUCAGUCUGCUAUAGAUAAAGGAAAAGCUAAAUUAUAGUUACUUCAUUAUAUUUAUUAUUCAAUUGAGAGUAUGUGGUCCCAGUCUGCAUUUUAGUAUAAAACGAUUAUGUAAAUGAAACUAAAUAAGAUAACUAGUAGAUACGACCGAAGGUUUUCUAUGUUAAAUAUUAAAUUCAAAAUAUAAUUGUUGUUGCGCUA